AUGGGAGAGGAUUGGUUCAAGAAUUGCCUCCCGGUGGCAUACUAUGAUCAGUUUAUUGGAGAAGGAAUAUACCCUGAUGGUCGAUCGAUCUCGUCAUUUGUCCCACUUUCUUUCAAGCUUGGUGCCUGGGGCGGAGUGGGAUCGUCGUUGAUUCGGCAUGGUGGUGUUGCUGUUUCAUGUUGCGUCCAGGCUUCUUUGGCCCUUUGUCAUGAUGGUCCGCUUCUUAAUUUUGAAGUUAAAGCAUGUUCAGCAGUCUCUCAGGGCGAGAUUAAUGACGUCGUCUCUUUGCUCAAUGAAGUGUUCAGAAACAAAGCAUUUGAUUUCCCAACAGUUUUACUAGUUAAAGGAACCGAGGAUACAAUACCUAUGACGUGGGAGUUAACACUGAACAUACAGAUUUUGAGUUCCGCUGGUCCUAUUGCAGACGUCGCCAUAUGUGCGGUUUCUGCUGCAUUGUUGAACGUCCGCUUACCGGCUAUCAAACUGGCUCAUAUUAAAGACAAUGAAUCUCCUAUUGAAGCAGGAGAAAUAACUGUGUUAGACGAGACGACACCGUUGGUUCUGAAGAAAUUCCCUGUUGCAGUCACCAUCUAUGUUUUUAAGAAUGGAAAACAAGAUGUGGUACUUGUCGAUCCUCCCGAAGAGGUGACUGAGUAUUGUCAAGCGAAGGUUUCGCUGGUCACAGUUGGUGAAUAUGUGCUUGCUAUGCAUACUCGAGGUAUGGUUACCAGUGAUCGCAUUCUGUCGUCUAUCGCCGCUUUAGCGGAACAGCGGCAUCGAGAUGUUGUCAGUGUGAUUCGGCAGGAAGAUGGCCCGUAG
Messenger RNA from Angiostrongylus costaricensis, 819 nucleotides. NCBI's taxonomy places the organism in Eukaryota, Metazoa, Nematoda, Chromadorea, Rhabditida, Metastrongylidae. The record is from the annotation of a GenBank genome assembly.